Marasmius oreades (fairy-ring Marasmius) is the source of this 705-nucleotide messenger RNA. RefSeq lists its product as uncharacterized. Gene Ontology annotation, molecular function: hydrolase activity, acting on carbon-nitrogen (but not peptide) bonds. Bases 1 to 705 code for a protein of 234 amino acids. NCBI's taxonomy places the organism in Eukaryota, Fungi, Basidiomycota, Agaricomycetes, Agaricales, Marasmiaceae. The record is from RefSeq and is a predicted model, not a curated record. The transcript is spliced from 4 exons.
AUGCUCUGUGUUCCUGAGGGUGGUAUGAGUUUGGAUUGGGGUUUGACCUAUAUUUUGGAUGGAAUGACUACCCAUGAACACUCGCUUCCGAUCCCGGUACUUUACGACGACAUUCUACAACUCCUUGCACAAAGUGGAACCGCCAUAACGCCUACUCACAUUGUCCACUAUGGCAGCACCUUCGGUGAACAAUAUGUCUGGACUCACGAGGACAUACCGUUCAACGAUAAGCUUCGUCGCUUCAUCCGCCACGAUAUCCUUUAUACGUUGGCGGAGUCCACUUCUCGUCCCAAAAGCUCGUACCAAUUCUUCAAUACUUCUGCAUCCUUGGCCAAAAUGGUCAGUCAAGGAGGCAAAACUUUGAUCGGUGCCCAUGGCGAGCCGCCACUUGGCCUCAACUAUCACGCAGAAUUGUUUUUCACGCAACAGGGCGGAUUGUCCAACUACCAGACUUUGCAAGCAGCUACUUCGUGGGCCGCACAGACAUUCGGAUUAUUUGGAUCUGUCGGAUCAUUAGCUGAAGGGAAGCUAGGUGAUUUCUUGGUAUAUCCUGGUGGUGUGGAUCUACUUGAGGGACCGAUUGGGUCCACUCUUCAACUGAAGUAUGUUGCGAAAGGAGGAAGGAUCUGGAAUGCGGACACGAUGGAAGAAGUCUGGCCUGUCAAGGGGAGGAAACAGGAACUGCCUCCUUUCAAUGCAGAGUAA